ACCUCCACCAACCAUCUUCCUCCACCUCACUGAACCGCCAUUGUUAACGGAUUCUUUUUUCCCUUACAUUGUCAUCUAUCUAUAUAUAAUUAUAUAUAUCAAACCCUAGCUCUACCAUUCUCUCUUUUACACAGAAAACCAAUCUAUCUUUGAUAUUCUAGGGUUUCGAGGACUCUCUCUCUAUCUCUCUUUCAAUGAAUCUGUAGGGGAGGUUUCCACAUUGUGGUCAAAUGAAUCGUCUCUCACUCCCUGUUACCGCUUUCUCUCUCUACAUUCUCUCUGUAGUCCUGCUGGUCUCCUCCGCAUCAGACUCGGAGCUCCGAUGCCUACUCGAAUUCAAGAAGGGCAUAAGCCACGACCCGCUCGGACUAGUCUUGUCCUGGAACACGUCCACGCUCUUGUUGGACACCAAUGCCUGCCCCAACUGGCGCGGGAUAGUCUGCGAAGAAGGCUCCGGCAACGUCACCGGCAUCGUCCUCAAGAGCUUGGGCCUCGGCGGCGAUUUGAAGUUCCACACUCUUGCCGGCCUCAAGAUGUUGAAGAAUCUCAGCGUGUCAGGCAACCACUUCACGGGCAGGGUCGCCCCGGUGCUGGGAACUAUCACUACGUUGCAGCAUUUGGAUCUGUCCGAUAACAACUUCUACGGCCCGAUUCCGGCCCGGAUGAACGACUUGUGGGGGCUUAAUUAUCUGAAUUUAUCUUCUAACAAUUUCAUCGGCAGGUUUCCGAGCGGAAUUCGGAAUUUACAGCAACUGAAAGCGUUGGAUUUGCAUAGGAAUCAGCUGCGGGGUAACAUUGGUGAUGUAUUAUCGGAGUUGAGAAAUGUAGAGUCUGUGGAUUUCAGUUACAACAGGUUUUACGGUGGGCUAUCAAUGGGUUCGGAGAAUAUUUCCGGCUUAGCUAAUACAGUUCGUUCUUUGAAUCUGAGCCAUAACGAAUUGAAUGGUGAGUUAUUCAAGAGUGAAGUCAUCGGAUUGUUCCGGAACUUGGAGGUUUUAGAUUUGGGAUAUAAUCGGAUUAGUGGAGAGCUACCUUCAUUAGGGUCGUUGCCGAGUUUGAGGGUUUUGAGGUUGGGGGGUAAUCAGUUGUUUGGGUCGAUACCGGAGCAAUUGUUAGAUAGUUCUGUGCCACUGGAGGAAUUAGACCUUAGUGGCAAUGGGUUUACAGGUCCAGUUCUUGGGAUUAAUUCCACAACUUUGCAUUCUUUGAAUCUUUCGUCAAAUGGUUUAUCCGGCUCUUUGCCCAAUUUUGUGAGAAGUUGUAAAAUAAUGGACUUAAGCAGAAAUUCAAUCUCUGGUAACAUCACUAUCAUGCAAAAUUGGGUGACCGUGCUGCAGGUUCUUGAUUUGAGUUCCAACGAACUGUCAGGAAGCAUUCCAAACUUGACUUCUCAGUUUGAUAGCAUAACAACUCUUACUCUGAGAAAUAAUUCCCUAGUAGGUACCUUGCCUCCAAUACUGGGAACCUAUCGUAGCUUGUCCUCAGUUGACCUCAGUUUAAAUAGACUUAGUGGGCCGAUUCCUGGCAGUUUCUUCACUGCAGUAACAUUGACAAGCCUAAAUCUUUCAGGAAAUAAUUUUUCCGGGAAUAUUCCUCUUCAAAGCUCACAUGCAAGUGAGUUAUUAACUCGAACUCCAUAUAUGCAGAUGGAAUAUCUUGACCUCUCCGAUAAUUCCUUAACAGGUUCCUUGCCUACUGACAUAGGUGACAUGGCAAGUCUCAAACUAUUGAAUCUAGCAAGGAAUGUCUUUUCAGGACAGCUACCAAAUGAAUUGAGCAAACUUGCUAGCCUGGAGUACCUUGAUCUAUCUAAAAACAAAUUCAAGGAAACUAUUCCCAAAAAUCUUCCGUCCAGCUUAAAUGUAUUUAAUGUGUCCUACAAUGAAUUAUCCGGUGAUGUUCCAGAAAAUUUGAGAAGGUUUCCUCCAUCUUCAUUUCAUCCUGGAAAUGAGUUGCUCAACGGAGUAAAUGGUUUUCCAAGAACUUCUGUUCCAGAUAGUAUUCAUUCUCCAGGGAAACAGCAUACUUCUAAGGGGACUGUUAGAUUGGCAAUCAUUCUUGCCUCGGUUGGUGCUGCUAUGAUGAUUGUUUUUGUCUUAGUGGCUUAUCACCGAGCACAUCUUAAAGAAUUCCGUGGAAGAAGUGGAUUUAGUGAUCAAGAUACAGGGGGAAAUGUUAAGUUAGGAAGAUUUGCCCGGCCUUCCCUCUUCAAGUUUCACAGGAAUGUUGAGCCCCCACCCACUUCCUUGAGUUUUUCAAAUGAUCACUUGCUGACUACAAAUUCAAGGGCAUUACCUGGGCAGGCAGAGUUACUAACUGAAACUGGUGAGCAUGUUUUGCCUGAAGGAGUAGCAACUAGUUCAGCUUCCAUGAAUCCUAGUGUGCUGGAUAAUCAUCCUGCAACAUCUGGAAGGAAGUCCUCCCCAGACUCCCCAUUAGCUUCCUCACCCCGUUUUAUAGAGGUGUCUGAACAACCUGUCAUGUUGGAUGUGUACUCGCCAGAUAGGUUGGCUGGAGAACUGUUCUUCCUGGAUGCUUCGCUGGCAUUUACUGCUGAGGAGUUAUCUCGUGCUCCGGCAGAAGUGCUUGGCAGAAGCAGCCAUGGCACACUGUAUAAAGCUACUCUAGACAGUGGACAUUUUUUGACUGUGAAGUGGUUACGGGUGGGACUUGUAAAGAAUAAAAAGGAAUUUUCUAGAGAAGUUAAAAGAAUUGGCUCUAUAAGACAUCCAUGUAUUGUUCCAUUACGAGCAUACUAUUGGGGGCCAAGAGAACAAGAGAGGCUUCUUUUAGCAGAUUACGUACGGGGAGAUAGCUUGGCCCUACAUCUUUAUGAAACUACACCUCGUAGAUACUCCCCAUUAUCGUUCAGUCAAAGACUAAAGAUUGCCAUGGAUGUUGCUCACUGCCUGUUAUACCUUCAUGAUAGAGGUCUGCCACAUGGAAAUCUGAAACCAACAAAUAUACUCCUGGAAGGUCCUGAUUACAAUGCCCGCCUUACUGAUUAUGGUCUUCACAGGCUUAUGACGUCGGGUGGCAUUGCGGAGCAAAUAUUAAAUCUUGGAGCACUUGGAUACUGUGCUCCAGAACUUGCUACUGCUGUUAAACCAGUUCUGUCAUUCAAGGCAGAUGUCUAUGCACUUGGAGUGAUUAUAAUGGAACUGUUAACCCGGAGAAGUGCUGGUGACAUAAUAUCAGGCCAGUCGGGAGCUGUUGAUCUUACAGAUUGGGUUCGACUAUGCGAUCAGGAAGGACGGAGAAUGGAUUGUAUCGACAGAGACAUUACAGGUGGGGAAGAAACUUCCAAAGCAAUGGAUGAAUUGCUCGGAGUCUCGAUCAGGUGUAUUCUCCCAGUAAAUGAGAGGCCUAACAUCAGACAAGUCUUGGACGAUCUCUCUUCUGUAUCUGUUUGAAAAUUUUUGUACAUGGGUCUUGGAAUUAGUUUUUUUGGUUCCUUGACACCCCCUCCCCCCCAAUGUUUCUCUUAAUUCUUUUCUCCUUAAUUGGUUUCAAGCCUUGUGAUUUUGGGCUAAAUGAUCAAAUUCUUUUGUUAUUUUGAAAAUCUUCUUGUAAAGAGACCUGCAUCCGUUGAUUAUUUGACAGUCAGUGCUUGGGUUUGAUCUAAAUUGAGAAGGAUUUUGAUUCUUUUGGGUUCUCA
Molecule: messenger RNA, 3658 nt
Organism: Juglans regia (Persian walnut)
Lineage: Eukaryota; Viridiplantae; Streptophyta; Magnoliopsida; Fagales; Juglandaceae
Product: probable inactive receptor kinase At5g10020
Exons: 3
Coding region: 231-3413 (1060 amino acids)
Biological process (GO): protein phosphorylation
Molecular function (GO): protein binding; protein kinase activity; ATP binding
Source: RefSeq, a predicted model, not a curated record